AUGGUGGUCCGCCAGUUCAUCAGAUGGCCAGAGGCCACCCCGAUGUCGGAAGCCACUGCUGACACCUACGCCGAAGCCCUCCUCUCCAGCUGGAUCAGCUAUUUCGGAGUGCUAGAUGGCGUCACAAUGGACCAAGGAACCGGCUGCACCUUGGAACUCUGGACCGCCCUGGCACGCCUGAUGGGGACGAAGCACCACACCACCACGGCCUACAACCCUGCAGCAAACAGCAUGGUGGAAAGGACUCACCACUCCAUCAAGGCCUCCCUGAUGGCCCGCUGCACAGGCCCAGACUGGAAGGUACAACUACCCUGGGUCCUCCUCGGCCUCUGUACCACCCCAAGAGCCAACGGCGACCCAUCACCUGCAGAGAAAGUCUAUGGGGAAACCUUGACAGUGCCAGGUGAAUUCUUCCUGGUCGACAACCAUGACGAGGACCCCUGA
Molecule: messenger RNA, 444 nt
Organism: Macrobrachium nipponense
Lineage: Eukaryota; Metazoa; Arthropoda; Malacostraca; Decapoda; Palaemonidae
Exons: 1
Coding region: 1-444 (147 amino acids)
Biological process (GO): DNA integration
Molecular function (GO): nucleic acid binding
Source: RefSeq, a predicted model, not a curated record